Molecule: messenger RNA, 2238 nt
Organism: Mesocestoides corti
Lineage: Eukaryota; Metazoa; Platyhelminthes; Cestoda; Cyclophyllidea; Mesocestoididae
Source: the annotation of a GenBank genome assembly
AUGGAGCCUGCUUCUCGAGCAAUAAUUACCCACCCCGUAAGUCGCCAACACCCCUCCCCCCUCUCCCCGGAGGGUGAGCGGGUUCGGUUCGUGUGCAAGGCGGCUGGAAAAACCGUCGCGUCCCACCCCCUCAGGUGGCCGAGUCGAAUGGGAGUACCCUCGCCUGUAUAUUUGUACUGUUAUGCCAAUUUCCUUUUAGGCAAUGAGGUUCCUCUAACUUCAGCGAAUCCUCUGAUCGGUUUGCUGACGGCUGAGGAGGCUGUUUGUGUUGGCUGCGGAUCUGCCAUCUACGAUCCCUUCAUAAUGCACGUUCAGCCGGACCUGAAGUGGCAUGGUCGAUGUCUUAAAUGCCACAAGUGCGAACGGGGCCUCAGCGAAGAGGCUAGCUGUUUCGUUCGCAACGGAAAAACCUACUGCCGCGAGGACUACUGCAACAGCAGUUUUCUCCAACGUUGUGCUGGUUGUCAGCAACCCAUCACCAAAGUGGACCUUGUUCUCCGCAUUCGUGGCCAGACCUUCCACAUGGGCUGUUUUCGCUGUGUCGCCUGUUCCGCGAUCCUGCAACCUGGUGAAGAGAUCGCCUACCACCGAAACAUGCCCUAUUGCCUCCGCGACGCGAAGCUGACACUGCCGGACAAAUGGGAGGCGCCAUCGUCAGCCACGGCUAGCGCAGCCACGACGGGGUCAACACGCGUGGAAGGGGACGCUGAACCCAAGGUGCUGACCCUUCUGUCUCCCGCGGUCCACCCGCCUACAAUGAAGUCAGGCGAAGAACAGCAGGCAGUGAAGUUAACAGAUGGAGGAGAGGGCACCUACUUCAGCCCCCAACCACCACAUCGAACAAGGUCUGAUAGCACAUCGAGCUCGCUAGAUGGACCAAUGGGUGAAAAUGACAUUCUAAUGACUCCGAACUCUGAGGGCAGCCAAGACGAGGAUGACUGUAGCAGCCUGUUUGGCUGCAUGACAUCGGCAGCGGUCUCCUGCCUCAGUGGGGACAUCUCGGCACACGCUUCUCAUGCCAUUAAUUCAGACACGUCGUCCCUUCAGCAGACUCCCACCUCGACUGGUGGGCAUCAUCCGACGAGGAGCGGAAAUGGCGGUGGAAAAAGCAGCGGGAAAAGGUCGAAAGAACAGAAGACGACUAGGGUUCGGACAGUGCUUAACGAAAAGCAGCUCCACAUGCUCCGCACCUGCUACGCGGCAAACCCACGCCCAGACGCUCUUAUGAAGGAGCAAUUAGUCGAAAUGACCGGUCUCAGUCCACGAGUCAUUCGCGUCUGGUUUCAAAACAAACGGUGCAAGGACAAAAAGAAGCAGAUAAUGAUUAAACAAAUGGAACAGCACCAUCAAGGUACAUCAGACCUUAUCUUGCGUCAGAAGUCAAGACGAGCGAAAGGUCGUGGUGGGCCCGCGGAGGGAACAAUGACGCACGUGCACAUGCCGCAUAUCACCAGACCCAAUCUCACGACUGCCUCGCUCAGUGCUCAAGCCCUGUCAAGUUCUCCCUGGCUGACCCCUGGCGUUUGGUCAAUCGGACGCCAGGCCAAUCUCUGUGUGGUUUACAAUCUCACAAACGCCAACAAUGAUGUCUAUUACCCGAAUUUGAGUGGUGGAGGUCAUUUGCAGUUGAGCACACAAUGUCAGUGUUUUUUGCAGAAUGGAAUGCACCCCUGUGGGCUGCAAGGAGUUCCAAUGGUGGCCGGAAGUCCCCUGCCCAACGACCCCACCAUGCUAUGUCCCAGUUCUGGAAUCGACGUUCAACGCAUUUCUAGUGACAACGGGGGACCCAUGUGCAGCCCCAUGAAGUCCGAGGUGUCCACUCCGCCACCCCCACCUACGUCCUCCCAACCUCGAUUUUCUCCUGCCUACCCUCCUCCGCCACCUCCUCACCUCUUCAACGGGAUGCUCCCCCCUAUUUCCCAUGUCGACAUGAAGCCCCCAUCACACUCGUCUUCGGCGCAAAUUAUGCUCUCCCCUUCUAUGGGAUUGUCGGGUGGAGAUGAGGGCACCUUUCCACCAUUUCAGCAGCUAGUGUCAACUUUUGACCUGAUGGACCCUAUGCAGCGGGGACCUCCACUUCAUCAAGACACCUUCAUCAACGGUAGCCGCAUGAACUAUCCUCCGGGGGUGCCUCCUCCCUCAACCUCCGAUGGACCUUCCUUCGUCUUCCCAAUGGGUGACUCAACUUUCACUACCCUUCGGCCAAUCAACUUGCGGCCACCCUCCUUGUCUACUUGA